Messenger RNA from Biomphalaria glabrata, 3220 nucleotides. RefSeq lists its product as uncharacterized. Bases 119 to 1714 code for a protein of 531 amino acids. The record is from RefSeq and is a predicted model, not a curated record. Lineage: Eukaryota; Metazoa; Mollusca; Gastropoda; Planorbidae. The transcript is spliced from 10 exons.
CUAAAUACAUAGACAUAUGUCGACACUGUGCACUGCAAAGUACCGUACACAAAACUAGAGUUACACUCAUACAUAAUAAUAGUUGGCCUCAUUGUUUUUCUGUGGGAAUCAGUGCAAUAUGGCACUAAAAAUGCUUUUGGAAUAUUUAUUGACAAUUUACCUGGCAAGUUUAACACAAGCGUGUAACGAUACCCGGAUGUUUGGAGAGGAAUGCCUGUACAGAUGUCAUUGCGCCAACGGUUGUGAUACAAGCGGGGAUUGUGUCAAUGGACCAUGUGCCAGGGGCUGGUUCGGUUUCAAGUGUCAAUACAGAAACAGUGUAGUUGAUGCAACAGUGGAACCAAAGAGAUAUACUUCCUGGUUAACUGAUGGUCUAAGUGAUACGUGUAACAAUGAUACGACCAUUUCAUCAGUGACACUGCUCUGGGAUGAAGAGUUUCUAUUUACUUGGAUGUCUAUUGAAGUUAACAAUGCUUCAAAGCUUACUGCUUUCAAGAUCUGGUUCAUUGCUACUGGCGAAACUUACGAGGAGAUACCAUGCUCUGGUCAACGACUUGCAUUAAUUAAUGAAAACACUUUGAAAAUAUUUUGUGAUCUGAAAGUUUUAAUCGAGCAAGUGAUAUUGGAAGGAGAGGCUGUUUAUUUUCUAUGUUCUCUACAUGUCAAUGGAGAUAAGUGUCUACUCAUUAAAUUACAUUGUAACGGCAGGAAUGUGGCGUUGAUGCAAGAGACAAGCCAGACGACCACACAUCUCUCUAACAGCAGUUACGGGCCUCAAUUAGCUGUCGAUGGUGACCUCAAUACCAAUGCUUUAAUGAUGGGAUGUAGCCACACAGCUGUUAACGACACUGAACCCUGUUGGACGGUCACUUUUGACGGACCUCGAGCUGUAAAUAAAUUUAUCAUUUACAACAGAAGAGAUGACAAGCCAGAACGCCUAAAACAUUUCCAACUUGAAGCAGAGAAUGAACACAGUCAGAGCGUCUUCUCUUACCGGGACUCUCUGGACCACUCCCUCUACAUCUACAGAGUGAACAAUCUAGAACAUCUUUCCGUGAAAUCUGUUACUAUCUGCCAGAAUGAGACAGACACACCGUUCGUUACACUUUGCGAAGUGGAGGCUUAUGGCGAAUGUCUACCUGGCUCUUGGGGUUUGAACUGUUCCAACAAGUGUCCAAGUUCAUGCCCUAACUUCUGUGACAGAGGAGAUGGAUCUUGCAACGUCAUCUGUGUUGGAUUUAGUGACCCACCUGAUUGUACUAGAGCAUGUGCUGUUACAAGAUAUGGAAUCAAUUGUUCCCAAAGCUGUAGUGGUUCCUGUUUAAAUCAUCACUGUCAUCCUGAAAAUGGAAGUUGUGUGAUCUCGCCCGGCAGCUCUUUAGAUGAUCACUCUGAGGGAAGCUCCAGCGCUGACAGUAUUUCAACUGGAAUAGGCAUCGGUAUAGGAGCAAGCUGUUGUCUGUUUCUAAUUAUACUUCUUAUCAUCAUCGUCGUUGUAUGCAAGAAAAGAAAACGAGUUCCUCCCAUACCAACGAUCAGACCACCAAGAGGUUAUGAUGAUGUAGAUCUGUCUACUCCAGAGGACUAUAACUACGAGACAGUACACCAGCAAGACCUAAAGAAAACAAGAUCAGAUAACUCCACAAACACAUCACAGCAGACGAGAAACGAGAGCAAUGUCUAUGUGAAUACAAAUGUAACACCAGAAGAUUGAAUCGCCUUGUUGCGAUACUCAAUUUUGAAAUCCUUGAUUUGUCGUAAUAUGUAUAGAUUUGUCGUACUCACUGCUGACCUCAACUAUACCCGUUAGCAGUGAAUGACUCGCUGACUAGUCAUUGUGUGCACGUAUUUAACAAUGAAUCAAAACUGUGGUAAAUAAUGUCGUUACAGAGUGUGUUGAAUAGAAAAACUUCCUUAUAUUUAUAUAUUUUGUAUUACAAUAUGAAUUAAAAUUAAUUUCAGCUGCCAAUUACAAACUAAUAUUAAUUUUAAAAAAUGAAUUAAAACAAAGACAUACUGAUGUUAUAUUUGGUUGGUUACUGUAGUUAUGGACAUAGUACACGCUUGUUCAGCGAUUUUUAACACAUUUGUAAGUGGGGUCUACUCUACCUUGGUAAUGGAUGAAAGGGUAGUUAUACAAGCUUAUUACGUUAUGUAUUCUAGGACAACACAUUGCAGCCUGACCACGCAGCAUGACAUUAAACUAUCGUUACAAUUUUCCAGUGUUCAAAUCUUAUCAUUUUUUCCCCUGCUUUCCUUCAAGAGUUCAAGACUUAAUUCUUAAUUAUUUACCACAUUCUGGUGAAAUCAACGCUGGUAUCGUCAGUUAGGAGAGAAAGAGUUAAUAAUUUCGAUUACUGAAAGAACAUCUGCUACGUAAAAGUCGAGUCAGCGGAAAAAGUUUUGAUUUUGUAAUGGUAACGAGAGAGACCUGAUCAUAGCCAUAUUAUUACAAGUUUGCGAGUCUUGGACGCUGACUGCAGAGCUAGAAAGGAGGAUCCUAGCAAAGGAACUGAGAUGCUACAGAAGGAUCCUAGGUAUCACAUUUAAAGACCGCAUCACAAACGAAGAGAUUAGAGAGACAGGGUUACUGCAGCCAUUAGACCCCACGAUGACCUGCUGACUUUAAAAAAAAACGGAAACUAAAACUCUAUGGCCAUAUUACAAGGUCUUCGGGGCUUGCAAAGACCUUCCUUCAGGGAACAUUACCAGGAGAAAGAAGAACAGAAAGCGAUGCUAAGACAACAUAAAAAAAUGGAUGGGCCUUCUAUUGAUAGAGGUUCUAUCCAAGGCAAAAGAAAGAGAGGAAUGGAGAAAUCGUGUGCAUUGUCCCAACGCUCCAACGUACUAAAGGAUAGGUGAAGGUGAAUGAACUGCAACAGAACCAUGACGGAAUUGAAACUGAACUGUCAGAGAAGGGAAACAGAAAUAAAUUUACUUUUUGUUCAAAGUUGCAGAAAAAAAUAUUUCCCAUUCCAAAGAAAUUGUCACCAUUUAACUCUUAACCAGUAUUAUAGGCUGUUACCUGUAGUAGUUGUAUUGCUACGUGUUCUACCCUCCAAAAGACCAUUUACCGAUUUAAUCAAGUAGUAACCUUUUAGUCGUGGCUUAAAAAGUUGUUUUGUGUUGAAUCCUUAACUAACAUUAACUGUUAAAAAGAAUGUCAAAGUGCAGGCAAUAGCAGCAAUAUGAUAUUCACAGUAAAAGAUUCACAACCAGA